AUGAAGGCCGACUUGUGCAUUCACCUCAAUCGCAUGGUCUUCAAUGAACAUCCCGCGUUCCGCCUGGCCAGCGAUGGUUGCCUGCGUUCCCUAGCCGUCAAUUUCAACACCCUUCACACCGCUCCAGGUGAUCUGAUCUUCCAUCAGGGUGAAAGCAUAGACCAACUGUGUUUUGUCGUGACCGGCUCACUGGAAGUAAUUCAGGAUGACGAAAUUGUCGCCAUUUUGGGUAAUGUUGUCUUAUUAAGACUGAAGUACUCUUUUUGUUAG
Dibothriocephalus latus is the source of this 270-nucleotide messenger RNA. The record is from the annotation of a GenBank genome assembly. NCBI's taxonomy places the organism in Eukaryota, Metazoa, Platyhelminthes, Cestoda, Diphyllobothriidea, Diphyllobothriidae.